AUGUUACUUUCGCGUCAUACGUGUUUUAAGAGUCGUCGCUUUUUAUAAAGGGAAUUAAAAAUUUUUUUUUUGUCGUCGUCAAGAAGUAAUUAAAGUGUUUUUUUUUUUUCGUAUAUCUCGUGUAUACCGUUCGUUUAUUUAAUGAAAGUGACUUAAAAAUAAAAUAUAACCGUGCGUUGUCCGUCCGUUUUUUUUAUUGAAAAAAAAAUCACAAUUUCUAAAUUUUAUUAAGGGAAAAUAAUAUUGACACUUUAUUACUAAAAAAUUUAAAAAUAUUUUUUUAACGGGAUAAAAUCGCGAUUUUAAUUCUAAAUUGUACUACUUAUUCAGGCAUACAAAUAUACAUAUAUUUGUAUGGAAUAGAAAUACGUGUAUAUACGUACAAAUUUAGUAAAAAAAAAAAUUCGAUCAAAUUUUGACAGACGAAUAAUUUUUUGGUUAUAAAAAAAAAUUCCGUUGUCGUAUGCGUAAAAAUCAGUUCAAUUUUUUUUCUCUGUGUUUUUUUUUUCUUUUAUAAAUUUUUAUUGAGAAAAAAAUUUCAAAUCUGAAAUUCAUAAGAAGUGAUCUAUGAAUUAAAAAAAAAAAUUUUAAAUACUUUCCUUAUAUAUCUAUAUAACAAUUAUAUUUGUGUUUAUAAAUUGUAUAUAGUAUUUAAAUAUUAAAUCAUUCCGAAACAACCAAUAUAUAAUAUUUUAAUUAAUUUAAACUCAUUUAUUAAAUAUUAAUAGAAAAAAAAAGAAAUAUAGAAAAGUGAUAUACAAUAUACAUACAUAUAAUUUAAAUUAUAACAAUUAAUAAAAUUAUACUUACACAUAUAACACAUUUAAAAGUUACUUAAAAUUUACAACACAAUUUACAAUAAAACUAUAUAUAGAGCAAUAGAAAGAGUAAGAAAUAAAAAUCAAAGUGUUUAUUUAUUUUGUCACAUGGGAAUUCAUGGGAAUUUCCUCAAAACCCUUUUUAAUUUAAAAUUAUACACAAUAUGAACUUAUAAUAUAAGUAUAUACAUAUAUGUACUUAGGUACUAUAACAUUUUUAUAGUAUAUAACAAAUAUAAUAUAUUCAUAAUAUAAAACUUAUACUUCCAAUUAGAUUAAUUGGAAAUAUAGAGGCAGCAGUACUACCAUAUCAAAAAAAAAAAAAACACAUAAUAUUCAACACAAAAUAUAAAGAAAUAAUAGUUAUAAUAAAAAAAAUAAAACAAAAAUUCAAGGAUUAAGAAAGAAAAAUUUCCACUUACCAAACAAAAAAAAAAAAUAGCAAACUAGAAUCAUUAAAAAUUCAUUCAUUUAUAAUCCAAUCAUAGGAUAGUAGGAGCUAUAGUAGUAAAUUAUAAAAAAAAAUAAGGAAAAAUUAAUUUAAUUAAAUUUCAUUUAAUAUUGGAAUAUUUUUUAAAUCAAUAAAAAAUAAAAGAAGAGAAAAAACAGGAAUAAAUUCUACUUUCCUCCGAAUAUUGCAAUUUGUUCUAAUACCAAAAAUUGCAAUAUUGAAAAAAAAAAAAAUUCGGAAAAUCAAAAAAAAUUUCGGAAAAUUUUGGAUUUGACUCUUAUUUUAUUUAAUAAUCAGUAAAUAUCGAAAAAAAAAUAUAACAUAAAAAAAUGGGGAAUUCAUCGUCUCAUACACAUGAACCUCUUGAUAGAGGUUUUACACGUGGAAAAUUUGGAGAUGUUAAAAAUCCGAAAGCGGCAUCAUUUAGAUUUGGAAAACGUUCACCAAAGAAAAUGGAUCGAUUAAGACGUUCAUUUCGUGAUUCAUUUCGUCGAAGAAAGGAACAUGUACCAGAAUCAUCGAAACCACAUCAAUGGCAAUCUGAUGAACAAGCAGUACGUUCUGCAACAUGUUCAUUUCAAGUUAAAUAUUUAGGAUGUGUUGAGGUAUUUGAAUCUAGGGGUAUGCAAGUAUGUGAAGAAGCUCUUAAAGUAUUACGAAAUUCAAGACGGCGACCAAUUCGCGGUCUACUACAUGUCAGUGGUGAUGGUCUUCGUGUUGUCGAUGAUGAUACAAAAGGUUUAAUAGUCGAUCAAACAAUUGAAAAAGUCAGCUUUUGUGCACCAGAUCGUAAUCAUGAACGCGGUUUUAGUUAUAUAUGCCGUGAUGGUACAACAAGAAGAUGGAUGUGCCAUGGAUUUUUAGCAAUAAAAGAUUCUGGUGAACGUUUAUCUCAUGCAGUUGGCUGUGCAUUCGCUGUUUGUUUAGAACGUAAACAGCGACGUGAUAAAGAAUGUGGUGUUACAAUGACAUUCGAUAUGAAAAAUUCAACAUUUACACGUAGUGGUUCAUUCCGUCAACAAACGAUGACAGAACGUUUAGCAUCAAAUGAACGUGGUAUUGAUAUAUUACCAAAUAAUGGUAUACAAACAGCAACUGUACCACCACAACCAAAACCAUAUAAUCCAUUUGCAAUUGAACGUCCGCAUGCAACACCAUCAAUGUUAGAACGACAAGGAUCAUUUCGUGUAUUAGGCACAAUUGGUAGUCAAUCACCAUUUAAAAGACAAAUGUCAUUACGUAUUAAUGAUCUUCCGUCCAAUGCUGAAAGACAAAAAGCAUUUUUAGAUGCCGGUGGUGGUACAUUAACAACACCAUUACGUAGCGUAUCACCUAUACCAGAAGUAUCACCACAAAAAAAUCAAAUUGAUACAGUUAGUCAAUUAUGCCAAGAAUUAAGUCAAGGUUUAUCAUUAUUAACGCAUAACGAUGAUGAUGAUGAUGAUUUAAAUUUUAAUAACGCAUUGAGCAUUAAUCAAAAUAUAACAUCAAAUACAUUUAUUAAUAAUAAAAUUGGUACAACAACAAGUCCAUAUUCACCUAUAACACCAAUUUCUCCAAAUGGUAUAUUAGGUGGUAUACUAGGUGGUAAUAUUACUCCAACUCCAUCAACAAUAACAACACCUGGUACAAAUAUUAUUGGUGAACGUAUUAUAACAACACCACCAACAGCACAAAUAUCUCCACAAGCUAGAAUAAUGAAUAUUUCACCGCCGGUUGGUGUUAUUUCAAAUGUUACACAACAACAGCAAACAACUACAAUUACAACUAAUACACAAAUUUCAAAUAUGUCACCAAUACAUAAUAUAACAAAAACAAGUACAGCUGCUACAACGACUAUUAUUAAUGCACAACAAGAGCCUAAAGUUGUUCCUAUAGAAGUUGUUGCACCGUUACCUAAUCCAGAUCAAUGGCUUGGUCAAGUUGUUAAAAGUACAUCUCCUGCUCCACCAAUAAAACGUGCACCUAAUAUAGGCAUGACUGGUCGUGCUAAAACAAUAAGUGCAACAACAAUGUCAACAACAGAUCCAUUUGAUGCUGAAUGGGUAGGUGAUGUUACAAAUAAUAAACAACCAAUUACAUCUGAAAUACGUAGUACUAAUCCAUUUAUAUCUCCACCAAAACCACCGGCUCAAACAUUUCAAGUUCAAUUGUAAUUUUAAAUAAUUAAAAUUUCACAACAAUAUUAAGUAAUCUAUUUUUUAAUUAUUUAAAAAUAAAAUUAAUAAGUAAUUAAUAAUAAGUAAAAAAAAAAUUUACAGAACAAAAUAACAACACAGAAUAUUAUUUAAAAUAAAUAUUGAAAAUGAAAACUAAUAAA
This is a messenger RNA of Condylostylus longicornis, 3589 nucleotides long. RefSeq names its product protein numb (gene numb). The coding region runs from base 1599 to 3425 and encodes 608 amino acids. The record is from RefSeq and is a predicted model, not a curated record. NCBI's taxonomy places the organism in Eukaryota, Metazoa, Arthropoda, Insecta, Diptera, Dolichopodidae. The transcript has 5 exons.